Molecule: messenger RNA, 1143 nt
Organism: Ilyonectria robusta
Lineage: Eukaryota; Fungi; Ascomycota; Sordariomycetes; Hypocreales; Nectriaceae
Exons: 1
Coding region: 1-1143 (380 amino acids)
Source: RefSeq, a predicted model, not a curated record
AUGAGUUUCGCCGAACCAACAACUGUCGCCCCGGGUGGCCGAUACGCCGAGGCCAUCCUGGCCGAGGAGCGGUUGAACAAUGCGACCCCACGAGCUAGUGACUUCAUGGACGACGAAGACAGCCUUACAGAGGAUUCCAAGAAGGAAGCGAAAAGCAAGAAGCGUAGCUUGUUCGGAUUCGGGAAGAAGAAGACCCCCACCACCAAGAAGUCUACGGACGCCUCGAAAUCCGAUACUCGAUCGCAGUCGCCGCCAAACUCAAACUCGGCCACCACAAGCCCGCCUACCCUGUCCCGCGAUGCGUCGAAGCUCUCUGCUACUCAGUCUUCAACCUGGGCCACCCAAGGAGAGCAAUCAUUCGUCUUGCCCUCGUCCCCCAGCCGCGGGUUCAGCGGCUCCCCACGCCUUUCAUCGCCUGCCACCUCGCAGAUUUUCGAGCGCGAUGUCCAGGAAAGCACUAUCCUGAGCCCCAAUUCCCCGGCGAUCCCCACACAUAUUCAGACCGAAAACUAUAUCCCCUCGGUUCUCGAUGAUGCUUCUGAGGCCAUCACAAACCGGGAGCUUGACCCGGACACGGUAGAGAUUGUGACGCACAGCUCGCAUCAGCCCGCCGCUGUGACGAUCAACCAGUACGACCAAACGGCUAGCGAAUGGGCCGCAGAACUCGCUUCUUUUGCUGAUCGAGAUACUGGCUUGACCGAUAAUGCCUCCAACUAUGGGUCCCUGGACUCCUCUGACGUUCGUCGAUUAUCCUUCAUCUCGUUUGCCGAUGUCGUACAAGCCGAGCAUGGGUCUCAUUCAGCAGUUCCUGGAUCCCGCGACAGCAUCCAUCUGGUAGGGCUUACAUCUCUCCCUGCGGCAGUAAACCGAUCACCCUCACCCAUCCGAUCACCCGUGUCAAGCCAGGGACCCGAAACCAGCCCUCCCACAAGCAACCCAGGGAGCAUGAAGGGCCUCGAGCUGAGCCCCCGCCGUAAACCCCUGGGUAGCCCGACGAGCAUUACCAACCUCAACAUCAGCGUCCCUGGUGGUGAUCUUAACAUUGAGACCAUGAGCCAGGCCUUGAGACGGACAGGUAGUGCCGAUCUCAGCAAUGUCCGAAGUAUCCCUACAAGCCCGAUCGAGUCAUCGAUUCUCCGCUGA